GCCGCUGUUUCGCAACUCACGUCAGCAGUCUCUCGACGUGUGCUUGACGACGCAGACGCUGAGCGCGACAGCUGUCCCAACUGAAUACACGGAAGGAGCCAUGACGGACGACGCACGCAUCCAGGACCCUGAGUACCCGGCGCAGCUUUUCAAGUCUGUGGUCGGAACCGACACUAAGGCCGUCGGCCACAGGAUUGUCUACCGGGCCGUCGCCUCGGGACCUUGGCCGCCGGUGGGCAGGAAGACGCUGGUGCUGUUGACGCGCCAGCUCUACCAAGACGUUGUCAACGAGGUGACGCUCGAGCAGUUUGAAGGGAUCUGCGCUGCGCUCAGUAAACUGAGCAUCACCUUUGCAGAGCACUCUGAAUACGGCAGGAUGACCGCUGACGGUCUGAAGUCUGCCGUGGUGCCGGCAGGUGACGUGGUAAGUCGGCGGCUGGAAGCCGACAUUAUGGAGCGCUACCAGCACGACACUGAUGGCACCAUAGGCUUCGAUGACUUCGUCAGGGCGUGGACCGCCAUCGAGAUCACCAAGGAAUUCUUCGAGAUGGCUGAGCAAGCAGAAGAUGGUAGAGCUGCGGUCACAUGGAGUCGUUACUUCAGUUUCAUGUUGUCAAAGUCAACUGAUUUCAUAGACUACUGAGCAGCCAACGCAGCGUUUUCUGCCUUUAUAAAUCAAAUGAUGAACCGGUGCGUUUUCUUUUUCCCGGAACACCAAUAAACGGGAGUUCUUGAGCAAGU
Messenger RNA from Dermacentor silvarum, 741 nucleotides. RefSeq lists its product as uncharacterized. The transcript is spliced from 3 exons. NCBI's taxonomy places the organism in Eukaryota, Metazoa, Arthropoda, Arachnida, Ixodida, Ixodidae. The coding region runs from base 101 to 643 and encodes 180 amino acids. The record is from RefSeq and is a predicted model, not a curated record.